Messenger RNA from Entamoeba invadens IP1, 1041 nucleotides. RefSeq lists its product as hypothetical. NCBI's taxonomy places the organism in Eukaryota, Evosea, Mastigamoebida, Endamoebidae. The coding region runs from base 1 to 1041 and encodes 346 amino acids. The record is from RefSeq and is a predicted model, not a curated record. The transcript has a single exon.
AUGGUGACGAUUGAUGACAUAACAACGAAAAUCAAAGAUGAUCAGCCGAUAACAGGAAAGAUUUUGAAGAUCGCCCUUCAAGCUGUGUAUCGUCUGAUUUCAUCUGAAAAUUCACCGAAAUUUUCCGACAUCGCAACACAAAACGAUGAGACAAAAGUCAAGCUAAAAACAAUGACAAAAAUAAUUACAACAAUAGUUUCUCAAAACCAUCCCCCUCGAAUCCCUUCACCCGUCUUAACCGUUUUCCAGGACGAAGGGACAACACCUCGCACCACAUCAACGCCACGUGUCAUUCCAGAGGCCUCUCCCAAUUUGGACGAGCUUGAGAAACUUGAGAAAAAGCUCAAGAAAAUGGGGCAACAGGAAAAGCGCGAAAAUUUGAAGAUCCAGUCGGACGAGUUUGUGAAAAUGACGCAACAACUUUCCCCACGGGGCACUAUAAAGUCGCCACGUGUCUCCACAUCACGUCAUAAAAGUGAAAGUCUGGUGAGUCAAGAGCAGUUACAAAUCAUUGGGAGUUAUCGAGAAACUCUGGCGGAGUGGGUUGGCUUGAAGAAAUUUUCAGUGGUGUAUGACUCAAAGGAAGAAAGGCAAAAAAUGGGAGAAAGCGGGAAAAUUAUGGAGGAGAAAACGCGGGGGAAAGAGAAUUUGGUAUUUUUGAGUUUUGAUGAGAAACAAAACGUUUUUGGAAUUUUCACGAAGUACGGAAUAAGCGAGGGGAAAAUCAACGAAACGAAAAGUCAAGAGGAAAUCUUUUCGUUUUUGUUGCAAAGUAAUAGAAAGGGAUUUAAAGAUCCAAUUAAAUGGAAUACAAAACGAAAUGUGAAGUGCGGGAUUUGUAUUAAAACGAAUUCGUCGGUACUCUUUACGUUCGGAGAUUUAAAUGGAAAUUCUUUUGCGGAAAUAACAAAAACGUGGAUGAAAGAAUCAUGGUGUCAUAAUCUCAGCGGAGCUUUUGACGGAAUGAAAGACGAAGAUUUGAUUGGCGAAAACGAUACCCCAUUUAUGGUACAGAGAAUUUUCGUGUUGGAAUUUUUCUGA